Molecule: messenger RNA, 708 nt
Organism: Caenorhabditis remanei
Lineage: Eukaryota; Metazoa; Nematoda; Chromadorea; Rhabditida; Rhabditidae
Exons: 5
Coding region: 1-708 (235 amino acids)
Source: RefSeq, a predicted model, not a curated record
AUGCCAGAUGAACUCUUCAAAUAUCCAGUAACAAAGAAAGUACGCGAACGUUGUCCUGAAGCUCGGAACUGGAAGGUUUCCCCAGAAACAAAAUCUGCCAUCCGUCAAAUGGAGAAUGUGUUUUUAAAUGUCAUUCUUCAGAAGGCGAAACAAAUGAAACAAAUCAAAGAAAUACCAGAUCCGGAUGACUACGAUACCAUCAAUCGCAUAACUAUAACUUGGAAGCACAAAGAAUUUAUUGAAACUGAGGAACUGAAAAUCGUACUUCUCAUUGAAUUGGCAGAAAUGACCUCGUGUGUCAAACUGAUGGUCAAACCAAAAUAUAUAAUAAAGAUCUUGAUAGAACGCGCAUACUCCUAUGUUUUGUUCGAAUGGAUUCAAAAAGAAGUUACCAAACGAUACGAGUCAGGCCAAAUACCAACAAGAGUUAAGCAGCUCUACUGGAAAUGUGAAUCCAGCCUUGUGAGUUUCUUGUUGCUCUUCAACAUGUUCAAUCCUCAAUAUUAUCUUGUUUUAGAAAUGUAUGAAUUUGUGAAAGAAGAGACCAACAAACCUGUGGGAAUGAAGCAGUGGCAGAACCUUGAAGAGAUUCAAGUGGAUUCAUUUUUCCCUGGCAAUGUGGAACGUUUAUUGGAACCAGAUGUCAUCAAAUCUUAUAUUCUUGUUGAAGAAACUGAAAUCAGUAAUAUUAUUGAAGUGAGCUCUUGA